AUGUCCUGGGACCCUCAGAAAUCGAUCAAGAUCCUCCAGCAGGCAGAUGGGCAUGGAGGAUCUAGACAAGGCACCCAGAGGUCUUCCCAUGGACCGUCCACGCAAACUACCAGCUCAGCACGACCCUCACAAAUGCAGGUCGCCGCACCCAGCCAGGACCAUGAUGCAUCAUCAUGCCCAGUCAACACCGUUCGUGCAUCGAAAAUGCAAGUAGCUGCGCCAGGACAAAGUGUGGUCUACGGUCGCAGCGAGAACCUUGAAGAUUAUGCCCCAAUAUCGCGUCUCUCACCCGCAAUGUCUAGCGUGUGUAACAUCCAGCCGACUUUCCAAGCGACACCACCGCAGCAGACUUCCUGGUCAACCAAUACAACGCGUGGGACGCUACACAGUCAAGUACGACAGCCCACAUCAUACUAUCAUCCACAACUCACGUCGCUUCCGGAGCAAAUGCCUACAUCAUAUCGGGGAGUCCAAAGCACCUCGAUUCAGCAACAACAACCUACAUCAUAUGGGGGAGCGCAAACGAAAUUCAAUCUUCCACAACAGAGUACAGUGUAUCAUACGCAGAACGACGACAAGGAGCUCAAACUCGUAUUAUACGCCCUGGAGAACCUCAUCACUUUGGUAGUCGAGCAGACUAUGAGCGUGGCGAGCUCCACUGCACACUGUGCCGGUGCCACAAUCCUGACAGCCACGGCGAUGCCUACACUAUGCUAA
Molecule: messenger RNA, 717 nt
Organism: Parastagonospora nodorum SN15
Lineage: Eukaryota; Fungi; Ascomycota; Dothideomycetes; Pleosporales; Phaeosphaeriaceae
Exons: 2
Coding region: 1-717 (238 amino acids)
Source: RefSeq, a predicted model, not a curated record